Trichomonas vaginalis G3 is the source of this 1395-nucleotide messenger RNA. Its product is annotated as protein of unknown function, DUF563 family. Lineage: Eukaryota; Parabasalia; Trichomonadida; Trichomonadidae. Bases 1 to 1395 code for a protein of 464 amino acids. The record is from RefSeq and is a predicted model, not a curated record. The transcript has a single exon.
AUGAUUGAUAAUAAAGAGCAUAAGCGGAAGAGUCCAAAAAUUAAACUUCCGCUCAAAAUAUUUGUAUAUUCCGUAAUAACUUUACUAUCAGUCCUCUAUUUAGCAGAUGGUGGUGCUCCUUUACCACCUUUUUCAAAAAGAUUAGAUUCGAUGGACUGCGACGGACUAAAAUUGCUCGAUUUUCAACAAUCUCCCGGACUUAUUAACGCUUCUUUUUUAGCAAAACCUUCGAUUGAAUAUCCUCCAGAGUAUUUACCAAAUUUUAUUAAUUUCAAAAUAAAAUCUAGUGCAGUUAAAAUGGAAUAUUCUGGCGACCAGCUCUUUUCUAUAAGCAGAGAUAAUCAUACAUUGAACGUUUCUUUUCAAUACGUAAUCGCAGGAAAUUCAACAAUCUCAAUUACAUGUUUAAAGUCAUAUAAUUAUACGUUUAAUACAUAUUUACAAGAAAUACCUAGUAAUGGUAAAGGGUUAAGUCGAUCUAAUGAUCCAAAAGAUGAUAUGGCAGAAUUUGAAGACGUCUGCUCCGAAAAAGACACAGUUAGUUUCUUCUGGCCAUUCCUAGUUGAGUUCGAAAAGAUAAAUCACGAUCAUAAACCAAUAGAUGUUGCUGUUUACGAUUGGUUACUUCAAGAUUUUCUGAAAAUGAAAAAUCUUACAACCACAACUGAUCCAUCUAUCUUAAUAUCUGGUUCUCCAAGCAAAACGUGGGAGAAAAUCUUGUUUUGGCUUAUUCCAAUUACAAAUACAGUCGGAACUCAUAAUUUAAAUGGAAAGCGAAUCCAAUUUUAUUCAAGAUCAAGUAUGUCUACUGAUGAUACCAUUAUACUACAAAAAAUCUCUCAAACAAUGCCAUCAGAUUUUGAAAACCAUUGUUUUUCAUAUUUAUACAUUUCUCCUACUAGACAGACAACAGAUAUCCAUAAAGAUCCUAUUUACAAGCUUCCAUCGAAUUUUGAUCAAUUAAGAAAUACAUUUGUUAAAUAUCCUCAUGAAAUCAAAACGAUUGUUGUUCACGAGGAUUUAUAUGAGAUUAGAGAUGCUCUUUUUGAAGAAUUUCCAGGAAAAGAUAUAGUUUUACUAAGAAAAGAAUUUAAUUUACUUGAAUCUGCAAGUUUAAUGAGCAAAGCGCAAAUUUACAUUGGAAAUCAUAUGUCUAAUAUUGUAUAUGCAGCUUUCAUGAAGCCAGGUGGAACUUUAAUUGAUUUAUCUCCAAAAGAAUAUUCUUGUUUCAUGUGGACAUCUGAUUUCGUUAAAAGUGCUAAUAUUUCAUAUAUUAGAGUUAAUAAUGAUGGUUGUACAUGUGAUAAUUAUACUUGUUAUCCAUAUUCACCAAUUAUUGAAAAAAUACCAAGCAAUUUAAUUGCUGAUGCCAUCAAGAAAGCACUUUCUUCUUAA